Molecule: messenger RNA, 700 nt
Organism: Temnothorax curvispinosus
Lineage: Eukaryota; Metazoa; Arthropoda; Insecta; Hymenoptera; Formicidae
Exons: 4
Coding region: 176-700 (174 amino acids)
Source: RefSeq, a predicted model, not a curated record
CGUAAAAGAGAGAGCACCGUUAUAUGAUUUUCGCAUACCUGUGAAAGAACGAAAAAGGAAACAAAAGGACUGCCUAUGGCAAGAAGUCAGCAAAUGUUUGAAAGGUUUAUAUACCGCUACUGAAGCAGAAAAACGAUGGACCUAUCUUAAAGAUUGUUAUAGAAAGGCAAGAAAUAUGUAUAAAAAAAAGCAAAACAUUGUGCAAAAAAGUGGUGCAGCUGCUUUACCAAAAAACUACGAAAUAAAACCAUCCUUUCGUCAUUAUGAUGUAAUGUCUUUCUUAAGUGAUACAUUGGAAUAUCGACAAACCGUAACUUCUUUACAAAAAUUAAUGCAUGACGAGCAACAAGCGUCCUGUUCAAAGAGCAACAGCAUUCCUUCCACAUCAACAAGUGACAACCUCAACGUAGAUGAUGAUCUUAUUCCUAUCAUCAAUGAUAAUCCUACGUCACUGUCUCCAGUCUCUUCGGCGUCAUCAAAAUCAAAAGAGAGAAAGCGAAUUGAUUUAGAGGAUUAUAAAGAAGCUUUUAUUACAAAUUUAACACAGAAAACAGAAUCAAAUCCUAUACAUGGAUUUGUGUCACGUUUGGCAGAAGGUUUACAUAGACUAACUUAUAAAUCACGUUGUAAGUUAGAAAUAGAAUUUUUAACAAGAUUAUAUGAAGUUGAAGAAGAAGAUGAAAAGUACAAGCAUACCUAA